Molecule: messenger RNA, 1248 nt
Organism: Chaetomium fimeti
Lineage: Eukaryota; Fungi; Ascomycota; Sordariomycetes; Sordariales; Chaetomiaceae
Product: major facilitator superfamily domain-containing protein
Exons: 8
Coding region: 1-1248 (415 amino acids)
Biological process (GO): transmembrane transport
Cellular component (GO): membrane
Molecular function (GO): transmembrane transporter activity
Source: RefSeq, a predicted model, not a curated record
AUGACUGCUCUUUGGCCGGGGACCGGCGCGAGCAGAGACAAGACGGGCGAGAGGCAGGAUGAGAUUGAAAGCCUCACGCCCCAACCCCAUCCCCGCCACCCCCCCGACACAGGCCUCCGGCCCUGGAAAGUCGUCCUCGGCAGCUUCAGCCUCACAGUCCCCACCUUCGGCCUGCUCAGCGCCGUCGGCUUGUUCCCAACCUACUGGCGGCAGACGGUCCUCCCGCACACGAGCGAGGGGGACGCGGCGUGGAUUAUCGCCGUCUUUGGGUUCUUGGGUUGUCUGUUUGCGGCGCCGGCGGGGGUUUUGUUCGAUCGGUUCUGCUCUGGUUGUCCUAAGGGCGAGGGGGCUACGCCGACGACGAUUGCGUUGAGUGUGGUCGGCCAAUGGUUUGACAGGAGGAAGGGUAUCGCAACCGGCUGCGUCACCCUGGGGGCGCCCCUAGGCGGCAUCUUCUUCUCGCUGGUACUGCAGAUCCUCUUUGACAGGUACCCCUGGAGGACGGCAGCGCUGAUACUAGCGGCUAUCAUGGCUGUCUUCUUGCUGCUGGGCAUUCUGCUGGUCGAGACCAACCCGCCUGCCGCCCCUGCCCGGGGAGUGAGCAAGGAUGACUCGGACUCGGACGCGGAGCCCCUCCGGCAAGAGAUAUCCCACAUGCUACUAUCGUCCAAGUUUUGGCUUAUCUCCUAUGCUCUGUUCGCAUACGAGCUGGUGCUCUUCAUCCAAUGGGGAUCUAUCCCCUCGUAUGCCGUCGCGGCCAACGUCGGCGACAAGCAGUUCUACUUGAUGAUGUCGUACAACAUUGGCGCCGUGUUGGGCAGAACUCUGCCCCCCUGGCUCUCCGAUCGGCUGCUCGGCCCACUCAACGCCACCGUCAUGAUGAACAUGUUCACCCUGCUUUCUGUCUUGGCGGUAUGGCUACCCCUCGGGGCCUCGUCUAUAGAAGCCCUGUUUGUGGUGGUUGUGCUUAUGGGCAUUGGCACGGGAAGCUUUGUUCCUCUUGGUGUCUCGUGCAUCAAUGCGCUAUGCAGGCCCGAAAACACCGGGACUUGGUUAGGCUCUGUGUACAGCAUCGUCUCGGUUGCGACUCUGAUCGGAAAUCCGGUCUCGGCAGUAAUUCUCUCCCGGUACCAGUCCAACGGCCUCCUGGCCUUUCUCGCCGCCGUCCUCUUCUCGGGGAUGAUCAGCGCGGUUGCGCUUCGGUGGCUGUCUCACGACCGGCGGUGGAUCUUCAAGGCUCGGGGUUGA